Molecule: messenger RNA, 731 nt
Organism: Moneuplotes crassus
Lineage: Eukaryota; Ciliophora; Spirotrichea; Euplotida; Euplotidae
Source: the annotation of a GenBank genome assembly
GACUUUUAUUAAAAAUUAGUUGAUGUAUCAAUGCAAAUCAGAAGUUUUCAUGAACUAAAGAAAUCUGCUAGCUUUGUUUGGCAUAAAGCCAUAGCAAGAUCCUCAAAAUUCUGAUGAGUUUGUUUUCGAAUCUUUAUGAGCCUGCUAGGUGUACUUUAUUAACACGAAGCUCUAAGGAAUCUCUUUGCUUUAUUGUUGGCUAGGGGAAAAAAUAUCUUUUGAAGUAGUUCAUAGAAGUAACUCUCGCCUGCUUUCAGCUUUUUAACCAUAUGUAAUAAAAUUUGGAAUCUCGUGUUUGAAGAGGAGACGUAUUCAACAAAUUGUUUUCUGGCGUGCAAAAACUGUAUAGCCUCCUUCUUUAUCAGCUUUGAAAGAUGGAGCAAGGAUUUGACUUACUCACCAGGUUCAAAUUAAAUUAAAUUUAAUAACAUCUUUCAAAAUUUUAUAAAAUUCAUUAGCAGAAGUUAAUCUCCAAAGAAAACUGGAGAACACGAAGUGUUCUGACAAUUCUUAUAGGCAAGGUAGCUGAUGCUUACACUAUGAGACCAUUCAGUCUUGGGAAUAGAAACUGCCCAGGCCAGUCCCUUGCCAUAUUAGAGCUGAAUGUGUUUUUAGCCUACUUCGUCACCCACAUGAAUUGGGAGUUCUCACAAGAAGACCUCCAGCACGAAGGAAUUGGCUUCGCAAUGGGCACUCAAUCUGAGGCAAAGAUCAAGGUUUCCUCUAAAUAA